Molecule: messenger RNA, 1976 nt
Organism: Hypomesus transpacificus
Lineage: Eukaryota; Metazoa; Chordata; Actinopteri; Osmeriformes; Osmeridae
Gene: tspan33a
Product: tetraspanin 33a
Exons: 8
Coding region: 291-1136 (281 amino acids)
Cellular component (GO): membrane
Source: RefSeq, a predicted model, not a curated record
AGCUGCCUCUCCGCCGUAUGUUGCUGCUAGACCGGUCACUUCAGGUGACAGUCUACUGCUUCAAAUUGAGAAGACACGCCUUCUUCUUGACAGCCAAGCGCUGUUCAUUCGGUUUCUCAAAUCACUGUCGUGUCCUGUCCAAGCAUGAACAAGGAAAUAUGACUAAACCUGCCAAUCGUCGGGAAAAAUGCGAACAUGCUUUUGAGACCAGUAGCCUACAGAAUGCAUUGAGUUGAACUUUACUGUACCAAGAUUGGUUACCCAGGACCUAUCUGGAUAUUCUUGUUAACAUGGGGAGAAGAACCGGACAGGAAUAUGACGAGGACUUCACGUUUGUUAGUCCAGUGGUCAAAUAUUUACUUUUUAUUUUCAACUUAAUUUUUUGGAUUAUCUCCUUGGUGAUGGUAUCCAUUGGUGUGUAUGCCCGGAUGAUGAAGCAGGCAGAGGCCGCUAUGGCCUGUCUGUCCGUGGACCCUGCCAUUCUGUUGAUGGUCGUGGGGGUGUUGAUGUUUUUCAUCACCUUCACCGGCUGUGUGGGCUCCCUUAGAGAGAACAUCUGCCUCCUACAAACGUUCUGCGUCUGCCUGACAGUAAUCUUCCUGCUUCAGUUAGCUGCUGGUGUCCUUGGCUUUGUCUUCUCAGAUAAGGCUCGUAAUAGGGUGACUGGGAUCAUCAACCAGGCUAUCGUUCAUUACAGGGAUGACAUUGAUCUUCAAAACCUCAUUGAUUUCGGACAGAAAGAAUUCAGCUGCUGUGGAGGUGUGACAUAUACAGACUGGUCCCAGAACAUGUACUUUAACUGCACUCCAGACAACCCCAGCCGAGAACGCUGUUCUGUUCCGUUCUCCUGCUGCCUCAUAUCCAAAGACCAGGCGGUCAUCAACACAAUGUGUGGCCAAGGGAUGCAGGAGCUGAAGUACUUGGAGGCUGAAGCCUUCAUCUAUACCAACGGCUGCAUCGACAAGCUGGUCAACUGGAUCCACAGCAACCUGUUUCUGCUAGGGGGCAUAGCCCUGGGCCUGGCCGUACCACAGCUGGUGGGGAUCCUCUUGUCCCAAGUCCUGAUCAACCAGAUCAAGGACCAGAUUGAGCUUCAGAACUACAACCAGCUGCACCAUUCUGAUCCAUGGCGCUGAUCCACUAAGAUCAAGCACGAUCCAUCCAUCCAGACGGGAGCAGCCUGGAGCAGGACUGGGGACAUUUGUAUGGGAGGGUGUGUGGUGGGUCUUUAUCGCCCUCUACUGGAGAUGGACCCAACUUGCAUGUUGGUCAACUUGCAAGACAAUAUAAAUGAUGCUUUCAGCCUGAGGAGAUCCUGGUUGGGUAUGGAUUAGCCAGUUAAAACUGGCCAAGACCAAAAUGCCAAAUGUUUUAGAAAAAUGUUUUUAAACCAGCUGAUCAUCAUACAACCCAUCUCUGCUUAUCAUAUAUCUAUCAUGGUACUGGACAUUGAAAAGGGAAAUAAAAGUAGUCUAAAGGCUAUCAAUCCUGUUAUGUUAGUUUUUGUGAAUAUAGGUUACUGUGUGGGUUGCUGUUUAAUGAUUGGGAAUACGAUCAUUGCAUUACAUUUAGCAGACGGUCUUAUCCAGAGCGACUUACAGUAAGUACAGGGACAUUCUCCCCGAGGCGAGUAGGGUGAAGUGCCUUGCCCAAGUACACAAUGUCAAUUGGCACGGCCGGAAAUCGAACCGGCAACCUUUUGAUUAAUAGCCCGACUCCCUAACCAAGAUUGUGUUGUACAUAUUUAAGUGAACUUUGUAUAUUAGGUGUGGUUGGGUCUCCUGCCUGACAACCAUCUCUGUUACAAAUGAUUUAAUAGUUUUCAUUGACUUUUUGUAAAGUUUUUGAUAUUUCGAUUUACAUUACAAAUAGGUCCUUUCCUGUGGUAUCUUAAAUGAUUGUUUUGAAUGUUUCAAAUACAUAUUUGGAGAAAUAAGAUUUUUAUAGAUCUUAAUAAAUAUUGUCUUUUGACUGAA